GAUGAUAUUCAAAAAUUAUUUUUUACUAUUUGUGUUAACUCAACAAAUAAUUUCUUUACUAAUAUUCGCUUAUCCACCCCAAUAUCCCCCCUUUUCACAAUUUUCCCCUUAUAAUUCACAACAAGUACCGUUUGCUUCAGAUAAUUUUCCAAGAUUUCCCCAAGGCUUUAGAGGGCCUUUAAAUGGAAAUAAUUAUUUUGGAGAAGCUAGUACAGGUUUUGGACAGAAUUAUCAACAUCGACAAGGGUUUCAAAAUAUUCCACAAAUGCCAAAUAAUUAUUUUGGACAGUCAGAGCAAUUAAGGAAUCAACAAGGAAUGUUUCAGCAGCCUUUCUAUCAUAACUCUUUCCAAAUGCCAACGAUUAAUAAUCCACAAUUUCCUCCACACCCAUAUUUCCGAUUUCAACAACGUCCAUUUCAUGAUCAGGCUUCUUCAACAUUUCCAGAAGGAUUUCAGACUGGAGUAGAACAAAAUAAAGGAAUUGAACAGCCAUCAAGAAACCAGCCAACACAAAAGAAUGAUCAGAAAAGUUCAACCUUUGAAGAUUUACAAGCGAAAGGAGUGAAAACAUUAAUUGAUCAAGGAAAUGGAAGUAAUGAGAGUGAUACUCUUCCAAUAUUCCUUAGAGGGGCUCAACAAGAAUUUAUAGAGGAGGUGAAUGACAAAAAAUUUUUAGAGUAUAUUUUUAUUGUUGAGAGAAAUAAGUCCAAAGUCUUCUCCUUUUCACCGAAGGGUUGGGGGGGGGGCAAUGAUUGGGAAGAUUAG
Molecule: messenger RNA, 766 nt
Organism: Meloidogyne enterolobii
Lineage: Eukaryota; Metazoa; Nematoda; Chromadorea; Rhabditida; Meloidogynidae
Source: the annotation of a GenBank genome assembly